CCUUUUCCUCUUUUAAUUGUCUCUAAGAUGCUCACAGUCUAAGGGCACUGGGCUUCUCUUGGCCGAGCAGAGGCGAACUCGGGGCUGAACAGCCGAUCUCGUGUCAUUCUGGCGCAGUUCCUUGUACACUUCUCGCCCGUUCGUCAACAAAGUAUGUGCGCUCGCCAGCAAAGUUGUUCCUCUUCCGCGAAUCUUCCGUGAACACAGUGACUCCGCCCCGCAACCAAGUGCCCCGUGCGUCCGUAAUGCUGUGCUGAGUGGCCGAGUGUCGUGCAAAGUGAGGAACAGUGAUUGUGACACCAGUACAAAGUCCACCUUCAAUGAUUUUUUUUUCUCGCCUUUUAUCGCUGCGAGAAUAGUGCUUUGCUGAAUUAAUUGCCGCCCGACAGGGUUAAGCGCGCCAGCGAGUUCAGUGCAGAGCCUUCGAGCGCCGCCGUCCGCAAUGUCAACAGUCCAGGAGAGAUUCACGGCAGCCGUGAAUGUCAUCAGAGGACUGCCCAAGAAUGGAUCUUAUCAGCCCAGCAAUGACAUGAUGCUGAAGUUCUACUCGUACUACAAACAAGGCACUCUCGGACCUUGCACGCAGAGCAAACCCGCCUUCUGGGACGUCGUCAACAGAGCGAAAUGGCAGGCGUGGAAGGCGCUGGGUGACAUGAGCCAAGAGCGCGCGAUGGAGAAUUACGUGGAGGAGCUGAAGAAGAUCAUCGAGACGAUGUCGUACACGGACAACGUGGCUCAGUUCAUGGGCAGCAUAAGCGAACUGGACGGCGUGAAUGUGGACGAUCUGGAGGCUGUGGCGCCGGAGGCCAUCAAGAAAGUGCGCUCACAUCCAAACUCACCUUUCGCAUCACGCGAGUCCAGUCCUGUGCGGGCGCCGAUGAACGGCCUGGCUCUGCCGCCGCCGCCGCACGUGAAUGGGAACGGCUUCCUGACGAACGGACACGAUACGGCGCACCAGAACGGCCACUUGACGGAGCAGUCGGACGACGAGUACAUCGACACGGUAGAGGACGAGCCGGAGACGCUGAGCGCGCGGUCGCUCUCCAGCGUGUCCUCGCAGCACGUGUCGCGAUCGAAGGUGCGAUCGCAAGCGGGCAAGAGGCCGGGCGUGAAUGAGGAGUUCCUGGAGGUGCUGAACCUGCUCAACGCCACUGUGGACAGAAUGAGCGUGGACCUGCAGCAGGUGACGAACAGAAUCAACAUCAUGGAGAGAUCGCUGCUGGAAGUGCGCUACAUGCAGGCCUCGAGGGUAUUUCCUCCAGUCAAUGACCAGCAAAAGCAUUCACUAACGCUCUUCCCUCCGCAGAUCCGGCAGUAUCCCAGCUGGUGGCCAUUCGAGGACAUCUCGCCCAACUGGUUCUUCCUCCUCGUCCUCUGGCCGUUCGUAGCGCAGAAGUUGGCGCAGGUGAUCAACAGGCGCAAAUGAUCGCUGUGAAACCUUUACAUUGACACGACAAAGGGAAUAUGGAUAUAUUAGGAUAAUAUAUUGACAUAACACACGCAGAUUAGGAGAAUUUCUCAGAGAAUUUUUCUGUUUUUCUGCUUAUUUCGUAUGAGACCAACAAUGUGAUUUGAUGAUUUAUGUCUUAUUUCUAUUAUCUCUUGAAAUUUUUUGGUGCAAGGCUUUACCCAAUUUUACUUACAGAUGAACAGUGUGUGUAGAAAUUGUAUUUUUAUUUUUACAAAGUAACUCAAUGAUUUCCACAAUGGAGCAGAAGAACAAGAGGGAUUAAUUUGAUAUUAUUUACAGGGUUUAAUCAGUUAGAUUUUCAGCAAUGUGUAUGAAUUUAUGACAAUUCUGUGAAGUUGCAAAGGAUAUUUUCACGUAAUUUCUGUAAUUGAGAUGGAAUUUCCAAAUUUUCACAGUAAACCUGAUGUUUUUCGAACUUAAACGACUUGAGUAUGAUUGAUUUAAAGUUCUUCUCCUUUUGGUACCUCGUGUAAAAAGAAUUGUGGGCGUAUUUAAAUAAAUUGCUAUUAUGUAUUCAGAUCGGAAGUCGCUCUUAUAGUUUCAAACUCCUGAAGUUUCAAUAGUUUCUUUCUCGAAUGUA
Phlebotomus argentipes is the source of this 2051-nucleotide messenger RNA. RefSeq names its product acyl-CoA-binding domain-containing protein 5A. Bases 443 to 1426 code for a protein of 327 amino acids. Gene Ontology annotation, molecular function: fatty-acyl-CoA binding. Gene Ontology annotation, biological process: fatty acid metabolic process. NCBI's taxonomy places the organism in Eukaryota, Metazoa, Arthropoda, Insecta, Diptera, Psychodidae. The record is from RefSeq and is a predicted model, not a curated record. The transcript is spliced from 4 exons.